AUGGGUUCCCUUUACGUUGUUCUGAUUGCUUGUGUUGUCGCCAUAGGCGGGUUUACAUAUGGAGUGGACUCAGGGAUCAUCGCGACCACUUUGGGCCAUGACACAAUCAAAUAUGCCAUGUUGGGACCGACAGGUACGAAUGCGGCCUUGACAGGUGCCAUCGUAUCUCUCUAUAACGUUGGGCAGGCCAUUGGGACUUUUGGGGCAGGAUACUCGGCCAAUCGAUUCAGCCGACGGUGGACGAUCUGCGGAAGCGCGUUAAUUUCUAUCGUUGGAGCCGUGCUUCAAUGCGCAGCCGUGAACGCCGGAAUGAUGAUAGCUGGACGCUUCUUCGCUGGCGUCGGCUGUGGCAUCAUCCUCACCGUCGUUCCCAUAUACAUUGCCGAAGUCUCCCCUCCUGAGAAGCGAGGAAUGAUCGUGGGACUGCAGGGUUUCAUGAUUGCCAUGGGUUUCUUCGCAGCCAACUGGAUAGGCUACGGAGGGGAUGCCGCGAAUGGUGAUUCACAAUGGCGGAUACCGUUGGCUAUGCAAAUACCAGCGCCACUCGCUUUGGCGGUUGGUUGCUGCUUCGUCCCUUAUAGUCCGAGAUGGUUGGUCCAGCAGGAGCGUUACGAGGAAGCGCAAGCCGUCUUACGAGUCAUUCAUGGUCAGGACGACCAUAACGACGACCGGGCGAUGCAAGAACUCAGUGAAAUCCGAAAUCAAAUCGGAGCCGAAUCGGCCACUGCAACCGGUUUUUUGACUGCCAUCACAAGUCUGUUUUCGCGGAAAUACCUGCACCGCACACUGCUCGCCUGCUUUCUACUUGUCAUGGGCCAGUUCAGCGGGUCGCAGGUCAUUCAAAACUAUCAGGGAACAUUUUAUGCCGCUGUUGGUUUUACUGGACGGACAUCACUCCUGAUCAGCGGGAUAUACGGAAUCAUGGGUGUAUUGGGCCAAGUUAUCUAUCUCUUUUGCGCCGCGGACAAGUGGCCGCGCACCCGCACACUCUGGGUCGGCUCUAUAUUCCUGUCGGCGAUGAUUGCUAUCUGCAUGGCGUUAUCCGCGGUGUACGGAGACGAAGAUAACAGCAAUGUGAAUGGGGCCAGGGCAGCAAUCGCCAUGAUCUUCCUCUACUCGUGUGGAUACGCCGUGUUCUUCAAUGCCACUAUCUGGGUCGUGCCUUCCGAGCUGUUUCCGUUCUUCCUGCGCUCAACCGGGAUGGGCCUUGGUGUUUUCUCCAAGUCUGUGGCUGCCAUCGUGCUUUCGCAAAUCACACCAACUGCAAUGGAGAACGUUGGUUGGAGGUACUAUGCCCUCUUCAUUGCCACUAACCUUGCCGCUGCGCUCGUCUAUUUCUUCUUGCUUCCAGAGACGGGUGGUAAGACACUCGAAGAAAUAGCUGAACUGUUCGGAGACAGUGUUGCCAUCAGUCCUUCGAAGAUAAACGAUGACCUGCCAUCCACGGAGGUGAAUGCAAACAAAGACUCCAGAUCGAUGCAUGUGGAAAAGGUAGCGUAA
Aspergillus puulaauensis is the source of this 1500-nucleotide messenger RNA. Its product is annotated as sugar porter family MFS transporter. Gene Ontology annotation, molecular function: carbohydrate:proton symporter activity. The transcript is spliced from 5 exons. Lineage: Eukaryota; Fungi; Ascomycota; Eurotiomycetes; Eurotiales; Aspergillaceae. Gene Ontology annotation, cellular component: membrane. The coding region runs from base 1 to 1500 and encodes 499 amino acids. Gene Ontology annotation, biological process: carbohydrate transport; transmembrane transport. The record is from RefSeq and is a predicted model, not a curated record.